Molecule: messenger RNA, 2050 nt
Organism: Coccinella septempunctata (seven-spotted ladybird)
Lineage: Eukaryota; Metazoa; Arthropoda; Insecta; Coleoptera; Coccinellidae
Gene: Dop1R1
Product: dopamine receptor 1
Exons: 5
Coding region: 252-1511 (419 amino acids)
Biological process (GO): adenylate cyclase-activating adrenergic receptor signaling pathway
Cellular component (GO): membrane
Molecular function (GO): G protein-coupled receptor activity
Source: RefSeq, a predicted model, not a curated record
UGAAGAGUUCAGUUGAUUUCAGAAUUUAUUCGUGAAAUAUCAAAGUUAUCACAGUAAUAAAUUGAUUUCUCUAGUGAUUUUCGGCACGAAUAUAUUCACGCUCAACUACAAAAUGAAAUUGAGAAUUAAAUAAAAUACUUACCAGUAUCGUGGAAUAAGAGCUUCUACUCAGGCUGUUUUAGUCGAUCACAACACAACACAACACAUAUCUAAAUAAGAAUGGAUAUGAGUAAAAUAUUCAAUACUUAUGAAUGGACAAAGAGAUUUCCAAUGAGACCAACUACACCAUCAUUCAAGAGGAGGAUGAUGCUGCUUCUAUGAUGUCCAUUCUUAUAGUGGGCGUAUUCCUCGCGGUCCUCAUAUUCACAUCUGUGGCUGGAAACAUCCUGGUCUGCGUUGCUAUCUAUACGGAUAGGGGUCUGAGAAGAAUCGGAAACCUAUUCCUAGCCUCCUUAGCCAUAGCGGACCUCUUCGUUGCCUGUCUGGUCAUGACCUUCGCAGGCGUCAACGACAUCCUUGGCUACUGGAUUUUUGGUGCUGAAUUUUGCGAUACUUGGAUCGCUUUCGAUGUCAUGUGUUCAACAGCUAGUAUAUUAAAUUUGUGUGCUAUAUCCCUCGAUAGAUACAUACAUAUCAAGGACCCACUGAGGUACGGCAGAUGGGUAACUAGACGAGUGGCCCUGGGAACAAUUGCUGCGAUAUGGCUUCUUGCGGCUCUGAUUUCCUUCGUUCCAAUUUCGUUGGGUCUUCACAGGCCCCCGCAGCCUCUGGUCUACAAUGCUGGGGGGCAAAAUUACCCCACUUGCGCCCUGGAUUUAACCCCUACGUACGCUGUGGUCUCCAGCUGUAUUUCGUUUUACGUUCCUUGCAUUGUGAUGAUAGGUAUCUACUGCCGACUGUACUGCUACGCCCAGAAGCACGUGAAAAACAUCAGGGCCAUCACCAGACCCAUAGACCUGCCCGAAAGUCUGACCUGUAAAGGCAAGAGAAAAAGCGUGAAGCAAAACAAGGCCCUCCACAUCCACCUCCAGAACCACCACAGCUCCCCCUACCACGUCAGCGACCACAAGGCUGCCAUCACCGUCGGCAUCAUCAUGGGGGUGUUCCUCAUCUGCUGGGUACCCUUCUUCUGCAUGAACAUCGUGGCCGCUUUCUGUAAGACAUGCAUCCCCGACAUAACAUUCAAAAUCCUAACGUGGCUGGGCUACUCCAAUUCAGCCUUCAACCCCAUAAUUUAUUCAAUCUUCAACACGGAGUUCAGGGAGGCUUUCAAGAAGAUCCUGACGGCGCACUACCCCUCCUGGUGCAAGUGUGGUUAUCAGUCCGUGGCGCUGAAUCAAAACGAUAAAUACGUGACUGAUUACGGGGCUAAAACUGUUAUUGUAAACGCCAGAAGGAACGGUUCUUUUGGGGAGUACUCGAGCGAGCACUUCAGCACCGAAUCUGUGAGGCAGACUAGGGUCAACUCCACCGAGAAGGAUUUUUACGGUGCGGACGCUAGCAUCAUUUGACAUCAGCACAAUCUGCAGGAUACGAUGGUGUAAUGAUUUUUAUAGUCGCCGACUGAUUCCGGGGUUCUGAAGGACAUGAAUGGAAAAUGGUAUUUCCAUUCAAUACUUCGGAGAAUUUCAUGUCUGAUUAAAGAUUAACCCUCCGAUCCAUGCAGGUUGUUUUCGGAAAUUAAAAUUUUGCCAAGCAAUUUUCGAAGGCGUUUUCGACAUAUCAGUUUUUUGUGUGAAGUCAAUACUAAUACGUUCCCUAAUAUAAGUUUUCGAGAACGACCUGUAAAACAUUUCGUAGAGAAGUAGAAAAUCAACCCGGAGAAGAUGCAAGAAAAAUGAACCAUAUGCUAAAGGUGUAUUGCUCUGUUUUGUGAGUAUCUCUACGAAGGACAAUCAAACCCAAUAUUAGCACUCUCACAAACUCGAAAAUUUUGUCCAUAUCAUAAAAGCCAAGAAAAGUAUUUACAAAAAUCGCUUGAUUCUUGAUUCAGUCGUUUGUAAUUAACAUUCGAAAGAAAUAUAACGUAUCAAUUAAAUCAAUUUCUUUU